GAAGCAGACGUGUUUCCAGUGUGAGCGGACCACCCUGCUGCAGCUCCGUCGCAUUAUUUACUGCUGCAGACGUGUUGGUGGACAUACAAACACACAUGUAGCCCCCCUCCACCUCCAUAAGUGGAAGCACCUCCUCCUCCUCUCUGCCCUCGCUGAGCUUCCAGUUCCUCCUGAACUCAACAACACAGCAAACAGAGUUCUGGACGGAACACAGACAUCCUGGUUCCCGCCUCCGUCUCUUCCCGUUUUAUCCGUCCGCCUCCUGAUCCGCUGCAUUCAGACAUCUGUUGGGCUGGUUUCAGCGUCCGGCCCACCGCCUUCCUCCUCAUCCUCCUGUUCCUGACACAAAACCCUCGGCUGUAGUCUCCCACCUCCAGGAUGUGGUCCAACUUCUUCGUGCAGCAGGAUGAGGAGGGUCGGAUCGGGGUGGCCGGCACCGGUCAAGGCGGAGGUCUGGGCGGGAUGAAGGGCGGCAGAGGUCAGCGGAGGGUCCACAGGAUGAGCGACAGCCAGGAGGGGAAGAUCAAGCUGGCCUUCUUGGUGGCCAUCAUCGGCGUGACGCUGAUGGUGCUGGGGAUGGGCACCGAGUUCUGGGUGGAGCUGGCCCAGCCCAAGAACCUGGGUGGGAACCAGACCUGCCAGAUGGCCCACUACGGCCUGUGGAAGGGCUGCGUCCGGACACUGUGGGUGGCCGACAUCGACCCGGAGAGGGAGAGCUGUGGUCCAGUAGAACUUCCUGGAGAAUCUAACUGCACCUACUUCAAGUUCUUCACCUCUGGAGAAAACGCCGUCAUCUUCAAGAGGACGACCGACAAGAAUCUGAACCUGGCUGCAGCCGUCCUGGCCCUCCUCAGUCUGACCAUGAUGGUGAUGGGUUCGCUCUGCAUCGCCAUGGCGCUCAGCAAAGGAGUCGCCUUCUUCCUCAAACCAGCCUCCUUCUGCUUCAUCCUCUCAGGUGUGCUGGUUCUGCUCUCGGUGCUGGUCUUCCACCAGUCGGUUGUGUCUCUGCUGUCCAGCGACGACUCGGUUCCUCUGCACCACCAGCUGUCCUGGUCGGUGUCCUGCGUCGGCUCGGCCGGAGCCAUCCUCAUCUUCGGGGGUCUCCUCUUCAUCAUCCUCGCGCUGCCCUUCAGCCCCUGGAAAAAAUGUCUGCCACACAAGAACAGCGCCACCUAGCUAACAAAAACAUGCAAACACUGUUGUGGAUGUCAUGUUUUAGAGCAACUACUGUGAGCUUGUAAUUCUCCAGAGAAGGUCUUAAUCACACUAAAGAGGAGGAGUCAGCACAAACACAACACACGGAGGUUAGCACCAGCUAGUUUUUGUAAUUUUUAGUAGAGUAGAAGAAGAAGCUGCAGCUGAUGUGUUUACGUGUAAAAGUGUCGCUGUAGGAGGCUGAACAGGAUGUAGUGUUUCUGCUCCACAAGUAGGGGGAAUCGUUUUUUAUUGCUCAGACACUUUUCUAUUUUUGUAGUCCGUUUUGUAUGGAAGCCCAAGACUGCCAAGAAAAAAAAACAUGUAAAAACGCAAAUGAAAAAUGUGUUGUUUUCCCAGAAGUGUCCCCAGAUGACACAAAUGACAAAAACAAGAGACAAAGUGACAAAAACAAGAGACAAAAUGACAAAAACAAGACACAAUAUGACAAAAACAAGACACAAAAUGACAAAAUUUGGCAAAAAACGACAAAAAUGAGACACAGAAUGACAAAAACGACACAAAAUGACAAAAUUUGACAAAAACAACGAAAAUGAGACACAGAAUGACAGAAACAAGACAGAAAAUGACAAAAAUGAGGCAUAAACUGACAAAAACGAGACACAAAAUGACAAAAAUGAGACACAAAACAAUAAAAACGAGACAUGCAACAAAAACAAGACACAAAACGACAAACGAGACACAAAAUGACAAAAUGAGACAAAACGACAAAAACAAGAGACAAAAUGACAAAAACAAGACAGAAAACGACAAAGAUGAGACACAAAUGACAAAAACAAGACACAAAACAACAAAAUGAGACAAAACAACAAAAACAAAAGACAAAAUGACAAAAGCGAGACAGAAGGCGACAAAAAUGAGACACAAAACGAGACACAAAAUGACAAAAAUAGACACAAAUUGACAAAAACAAGACACAAAACGACAAAAAUGAGAUUGAAAAUGACAAAAACAAGACACAAAACGACAAAAACAAGGGACAAAACGACAAAAACGAGACAAUAUGACAAAAACAAGACGGAAAAUGACGAGAGAAAACAACAAUCUUCUGAUGAUGCUGUCUGUCGGUAAAGUUUCUUCUGUAGUGUUUUAAAUGUUCUUUGGAUGCAGCAUUGUGUGUCAGACAGAUGUGAGAAGAGAUUAAAACAACAUUUUGUAUAUUG
This is a messenger RNA of Amphiprion ocellaris (clown anemonefish), 2378 nucleotides long. It is a transcript of the gene cacng6b, whose product is annotated as calcium channel, voltage-dependent, gamma subunit 6b. The record is from RefSeq and is a predicted model, not a curated record. Gene Ontology annotation, molecular function: calcium channel regulator activity. Gene Ontology annotation, biological process: regulation of calcium ion transmembrane transport via high voltage-gated calcium channel. Gene Ontology annotation, cellular component: L-type voltage-gated calcium channel complex; membrane. The transcript has 5 exons. NCBI's taxonomy places the organism in Eukaryota, Metazoa, Chordata, Actinopteri, Pomacentridae. Bases 379 to 1176 code for a protein of 265 amino acids.